Aspergillus alliaceus is the source of this 1416-nucleotide messenger RNA. RefSeq names its product putative rhamnogalacturonase. Bases 1 to 1416 code for a protein of 471 amino acids. Lineage: Eukaryota; Fungi; Ascomycota; Eurotiomycetes; Eurotiales; Aspergillaceae. The record is from RefSeq and is a predicted model, not a curated record. The transcript is spliced from 8 exons.
AUGGGAUACCGUUGCCAACUCCAGGAGCUCUCCUUCGAACUUGCCAGAGGUAUUCUAAGUCUGCCUACCGGCAAUGAUGCGCCCUUCGUAAAGGUCUUCAGUCCGACCGAGGCCGUUAAUCAAAAGAAGUCGUUCGAUAUCACAAACCCGGCUAUCGUGGGCUCAGGCGACGACUUUAUUGGCAUACGAUUCACGGCAGGCGAGUCGAGCAGCAUUGGUUUAUCUACAGCAACCAGAACGGGGCAUACUAAUAUUUCAUUAAUAAUGGCCUACUAUCACCUUUGGGCGAGCGGCGAAACUUGUCCCAACUUGACAACACGAUUUUCACACACGGCCACAGGACCUCCAGCCAGGGCGCUCUGCCGGAGCGGUCCGAAUAUCCUGUCCUGGAACUAUAUAACCCAGUACGACUGGUGUGACUUAAUUAAUUUGGUCAAGUUCUGGGGUGUAUACGGCGACAGCAUUGGUUGCUCGUACAUUCAUCCGUCCAAGGAAUGCAUCAACGGAGAUCACCAGGAGGGGGUUAUGGUACACCGUGAAAGUAAUACAGGAGACACAGUUCUGUUGAACAUGAUUCACGGGCUCCAUGUCCUGACAGACGAGCACGAACUCUCUAAGGGGAGAAUAUGGGGACCUUGGCUGCAGUACCUCAAUGAUGGCUCUGUGGGUGAUGCGUACGCUAAAUACGACAAAGAGGUAGAGUUAUGGCCGUACAGCUUUCCCAGUUCUGACAUUGAGCCUGGUUAUCAUCAGCGCAUAUCUUCCGUGCAAGGUGUUAUUAUGUCGUCAGAUGGCGCAAGCGUCUUGCUGGGCGAUAAUCAAAGCAAUCAACUCUCAGCCGAACACGGUGCUAAUUAUUACUACCACAUCAUUUCUGACGGAGACAGAAGCUUUGUAUUCGAGAACGUAUUACAAUGUCCGGACCUUGCGGCCGCAGUCAAACUAGGUGAAUAUGCAUGGGAUACUCAAAAUCGCGCCAAGUACUAUCACGGCUUAUCGGAUGACUCUCCUGCAGAUCUUGAGUACGACGUAAGUAGCUCGGACACUGCGGAAUGGUUCCACGUACAGGCUGCGGAGGGCACUUGGCAGGCCAAAUUCGGCCUAUUCGAUGCCCCCAAGUCUGAUGCAGUCGCCGUCUCAUCAACUAGCCUCGCCGGCUAUAGCUCAGGAGUGAACAUCAGGAUCAUUACGCAGGGCGGUAACAUCACAAUUGGUGAACUCAGCGGCCCUCACCAAUGGUCCUUUGAGUUACCGGCCGGUGUGUUCGUGAAGGGUUCGAAUACCAUUGAGUUCACAGUUACACAAGCAUCCUGGUGGUAUGGGUUUAUGUGGGACAGCGUUCCCAACAAGAGUAUGGAAAGAACGUGUAUUGCACGUUUUGUUGAUGGAGCCAUUCUGCAUUGCUUCACAUAUUAA